This is a messenger RNA of Topomyia yanbarensis, 3767 nucleotides long. RefSeq names its product zinc finger protein 208-like. The record is from RefSeq and is a predicted model, not a curated record. The transcript is spliced from 4 exons. The coding region runs from base 48 to 3557 and encodes 1169 amino acids. Lineage: Eukaryota; Metazoa; Arthropoda; Insecta; Diptera; Culicidae.
UGUCACAUGCAAAACGACAGCAAAUUAGUUCACGAGUGUUUUCUUUAAUGAGCGAGCAAUUUGAGUUUGUUUUACGAUUGAACAUUUUUAGAUUCAUGGAACUUGUGAACGAACUUACGACCCCAAAUACGACAGAGGAGGAAACUACCGAAGGAACCAACGGUACUGAACACCGUGAAGCAACGAUUUCACGAAAUGGCGUUAUUACUAACAGCAAUCACUCAGUACUGUCGGAUUCACAGUGGGAGCUUAGGGAUCAGAUAGACAUGUCUUCAAAGCAACGGAAGCAUGUUUCUUAUGUUCCCCUAACCAACAGUGAGCUAUGUGGACAAAAAUCCCUUCAGAAUUGUCCCUUGGGGCGAGCUUUGUUGACCGACAUUGACAAGCGGCCGUACAAAUGCGAUAUAUGUGACAAAUCAUUUAAUAAGGAGAGUGUUUUGAACAGACACAGAAAGAUUCACAGUAAUGAACGACCGCAUAAAUGCGAGAUAUGUGACAAUGAAUUCGUUCAUAAGCAUAAUCUAAAGCGUCAUAUGGUAACUCACGCUGGCGAGCGGCCGUGCAAAUGCGAGAUAUGUGGCAAAGCAUUCGUUCAGAAGUAUAUGAAUGAACAUAUGGUAAUUCACACUGGCGAGCGACCGCAUAAAUGUGAUAUAUGCGGCAAAGGAUUCCUUCGGAAGUAUCUGCUUAGGCAACAUAUGGUAACUCACACUGGCGACUGGCCGUACAAAUGCGAGAUAUGUGGCAAAGGAUUCGCUGACAAGUCUGAUAUGAAAGAACAUAUGGUAAUUCACACCGGCGAGCGACCGUAUAAAUGUAACAUAUGUGACAAAUCAUUUAAACAUCAGAGUACACUAUCUAUACACACAAAAAGUCACAGAAAUGAACAACCGCAUAAAUGUGAGAUAUGUGGUAAAGGAUUCCUUCAGAAGUAUCUGCUUGAGCAACAUGUGUUAGCUCACACUGGCGAAUGGCCGUACAAAUGCGAGAUAUGUGGCAAAGGAUUCUUUCACAAGUAUCGACUUAUGCAACAUGUGUUGACUCACACUGGCGAACGGCCACACAAAUGCGAAAUAUGUGGCAAAGGAUUCCUUCUGAAGUAUCUGCUUAAGCAACAUGUGUUAACUCAUACUGGCGAGCGGCCGUACAAAUGUGAUAUAUGUGACAAAUCAUUUACUGAGCAGUGUGUUUUGAACAAGCACAGAAAGAUUCACAGUAAUGAGCGACCGCAUAAGUGCGAGAUGUGUGGCAAUGAAUUCGCUCAUAAGCAAAACCUAAAGCGUCAUAUGGUAACUCACACUGACGAGCGGCCGUGGAUAUGCAAGAUAUGUGGCAAAGGAUACGUUGAGAAGUCUGCAAUGAAUCAACAUAUGGUAACUCACACUGGCGAGUGGCCGUACAAAUGCGAGAUAUGUGGCAAAGGAUUCGUUCAUAUGUCGUAUAUGAAAGAACAUAUGGUAUCUCACACUGGCGAGCGACCGUAUAAAUGUGGCAUGUGUGACAAAUUAUUUAAACAUCAGACUAAACUUACUUUACACACAAAGAAUCACAGUAAUGAACAACCGCAUAAAUGUGAAAUAUGUGGUAAAAGAUUCCUUCAGAAGUAUCUACUUGAGCAACAUGUGUUAACUCACACUGGCGAGCGGCCGUACAAAUGCGAGAUAUGUGACAAAGGAUUCGUUCAGAAGUCGUGUAUGAAUGAUCAUAUAGUAACUCACACUGGAGAGCGACCGUAUAAAUGUGAUACAUGUGGCAAAGGAUUCCUUCGGAAGUAUCUGCUGAUGCGACAUAUAGAAACUCACACUGGCGGGUGGCCGUACAAAUGCGAGAUUUGUGGCAAAGGAUUCGUUCAGAAGUCGUGUAUGAAGGAACAUAUGGUAACUCACACUGGCGAGCGACCGUAUAAGUGUGAGAUAUGCGACAAAUCAUUUAAACAUCAAAGUAUACUAACUUUACACACAAAGAAACACAGUAAUGAACAAUCUUUCAUGGAGCUUGUGAACGGACUUACGACCCCAAUUACGACAGAGGAGAAAAACACCGAAGGAACCAACGAUACUGAACACUUUGUGGCAACGAUUUCACCAAAUGGCACUGAUACUAACUACAGUCUCUCAAUGCUGUCGGAUUCACAGUGGCAGCUCAGGGAUCAGAUAGACGUGUCUUCAAAGCAACGGAAGCAAACCAACAGUGAGCUAUGUGGACAAAAAUCCGUUCAGAAUUGUCCCUUGGGGCGAGUUGUGUUGACCGACGAGCGGCCAUACAAAUGUGAUAUAUGUGACAAAUCAUUUACUGAGGAGUGUGUUUUGAACAAGCACAGAAAGAGUCACAGUAAUGAACGACCACAUAAGUGCGAAAUAUGUGGCAAUGAAUUCGUUCAAAAGCAACACCUAAAGCGUCAUGAGGUAAUUCACGCUGACGAGCGGCCGUGCAGAUGCGAGAUAUGCGGCAAAGGAUUUGUGGAGAAGUGUUUUUUGAAACAACAUAUGGUAACUCACACUGGCGAGUGGCCGUACAAAUGCGAGAUAUGUGGCAAAGGAUUUGUUCAGAAGUCGUAUAUGAAAGAACAUAUGGUAAAUCACACUGGCGAGCGACCGUAUAAAUGUGAUAUAUGUGACAAAUCAUUUAAAGGUCAGAGUGCGCUAACUUUGCACACAAAGAAUCACAGUAAUGAACGACCACAUAAAUGUGAGAUAUGUGGUAAAGGAUUCGUUCGCAAGUGGCUGCUUAUGCAACAUGUGUCAACUCACACUGGCGAGCGGCCACACAAAUGCGAGAUAUGUGGCAAAGGAUUCCAAGAGAAUUAUCAGCUUGAGCGACAUGUGUUUACUCACACUGGCGAGCGGCCGUACAAAUGCGCGAUAUGUGGCAAAGGAUUCCUUCACAAGUAUCUGCUUAUGCAACAUGUGAUGACUCACACUGGCGAGCGGCCGCACAAAUGCGAGAUAUGUGGCAAAGCAUUUCAUCGGAAGCAUCUGCUUAAGAAACAUGUGUUAACUCACUUUGGCGAGCGGCAGUACCAAUGUGAUAUAUGUGACAAAUCAUUUACUCAGGAGGAUAUUUUGAAACGACACAGAAAAAUUCAUAGUAACGAACGACCGCAUAAGUGCGAGAUAUGUGGUAAUGAAUUCGUUCUCAAGCAUCAGGUAAAGCAGCAUAUGGUAACUCACACGGGUGAGCGGCCGUACAAAUGCGAGAUGUGUGGCAAAGGAUUCCUUCAUAAGUGUCUGCUUGAGCAACAUAUGUUAACUCACACUGGCGAGCGGCCACACAAAUGCGAGAUAUGUGGCAAGGGAUUCCUUGAGAAUUAUCAGCUUCAGCGACAUGUGUUAACUCACACUGGCGAGCGGCCGCACAAAUGCGAGAUUUGUGGCAAAGGAUUCGUUCAGAAGUCUGCUAUAAAACAACAUAUGGUAACUCACACUGGCGAGCGACCGUAUAAAUGUGACAUAUGUGACAAAUCAUUUAACCGUCAGAGUCACUUAAUUCUGCACACACAUACUCAUAGCAAUAAACGGUCGCAGAAGUGUGAGUUACACGGCAAAGAAUCUGUUUAGAAGCAUAACCUGAAGAAACAUGUGUUAAGCCACACUGGCGGCGGCCGUAAAAAUGUGAUAUAUGUGGUAAAACAUUUAGGCGAAGGAGCUCUUUGAACAGGCACAGAAAUGUUUACAGUAACGUAUAUGUAGCAAACCAUAUACGCGCAAAAAAAAAUAAAUUUUUAAGUAAUAAAAUAAUGGAUUGAAUUUAAUAAUAAAAAUAUUGGC